This is a messenger RNA of Emericellopsis cladophorae, 228 nucleotides long. RefSeq lists its product as uncharacterized. The transcript has a single exon. Lineage: Eukaryota; Fungi; Ascomycota; Sordariomycetes; Hypocreales; Bionectriaceae. The record is from RefSeq and is a predicted model, not a curated record. The coding region runs from base 1 to 228 and encodes 75 amino acids.
AUGAAUGUUAAUCUGUUACAUCUUCAGGCUGCUCUUGAGAAGUCGAUCAAGAACCUCCAGAGAGAGAAUGCGUUGAUAGCAACGGCGUGGUUCGACCUCACGGGCCGCAUCCAGAGCAACCACGUCGUUCUUCAGAGACGCCACGACGCGCCCAAAAGUUGGCUGAACAAGCAGCGGCAGAUGGUUAACGGUCAGUUGCGCCGCCGCGACUCGCUCUAUCUCUACUGA